GGUAUUUGUAUUCUUACUUUGGCUCACAAAAGACUCCCAAUCACCGAGGCAAUACAGUCUUUCUUACAACUAAGUGCUUCGGUAUUUAAGAAACAACCAUUCUGGAGACGGGCAAUGAAUUUAUUACUUCAUGGGUCUAUUUAUUGCAAUAGUGCUAUUAAUAGGCCUUUAGAACAACACUACGGCACAAGCACACUAUCUAAUUACUCACCAGCUGUAUCUAGAGGUGCCAAGCUCUUUGUGACAGCAAAGGGAACGCCAUGUAGAGAUUAUAUUAUUACCAACUUUAUGGCACCAGGCAGUAACAAGGCUCACAACGACUACCAACAUGCGUUACCAGAUAAAGAAAAUGGGGGUAUUCAAGUUUGGGAAGCGGCACGCGCAACAAGCGCCGCUCCAGUGAUGUUCACGCCUCAUAGUAUUCCAGGUGUAGGCACAUUUCAGGAUGGUGGGCUCUGGCAGAACAACCCUCUUGCAGUGGCCUUAUCUGAAGCUAGAGACUUGUGGCCGUCGGCGAACAUACCCGAUGUUGCUCUUUCCAUUGGCACAGGCUUUCAUAAAGGCGUUGAAAGCUCAACUGCGGGCGAUGCUGCAAGGCUAGAGGACUUAGAUCCUAGGCGCACAUUAUCUGACGGAAACGAACUGGCCAAUACCAGCGAUCAUGUUAUCAUCAACUUUCUUUGGAAGAUAUGUUUCUUCGCUUCAAUCCUUCGUCUCUUGCUUUCUCUCAUGGAUAGCCCUGCUAUGGAUAGCGAUAAGUGCCAGCGCUAUAUAACUCGUCAUGGUCUUACAGAGCACCAAGCUCGUGAACGCACAUUUCGGGUCAAUGUUGACUUUCCUGUGGAGUGUCCAAGGAUGGAUGACCUAAACUCAAUGCAGGACGUCAGGCAAGAGGCAAUAAAGCAGUUCUCCAGGAACUCGGAUAUUCAAAAGAUUGCAGAACUACUCAUUUCAAGUCUAUUUUUCCUAGAGCUAACGGAGCGCCCUUGUCGCCAUGAGACCUAUAUUAGCUUUCAGGGCCGCAUUCUAUGUGAUGUUAGUCCCGGACGACAGCUUCAACGACUUCUGUCAGUUCUCUUAGAUCACAGGUCUGUGUUUGAAGUCUGCGGGCGGCUGUUUCCGCUUGCUGAGAUGAGCAACGAUGAGGCGAUUACAAUGGACUUUGAGCUUCACGUGAAUGGGACGGUCACUGAAUUUACAACUCCGUUCACAGUAUCACUUAUUCAAUCACAGCCGUCAGGGAAAGUCAGUUGCCCAAUCAGUAGGUCACCAUUAGACUUGAAGGGAGUUAUGACUGUUCAAGGAUGGGACUGUCCCUUUAUAGAACGGUCAGUAGUGGCAAAGAAGAGAAGAAGGGGAACUGACUUCCCAGGGGUUGACGACCUGAGACUUCGACGGUCUAAAAAAGUGCGAAUGUGA
Molecule: messenger RNA, 1419 nt
Organism: Fusarium redolens
Lineage: Eukaryota; Fungi; Ascomycota; Sordariomycetes; Hypocreales; Nectriaceae
Product: acyl transferase/acyl hydrolase/lysophospholipase
Exons: 2
Biological process (GO): arachidonate metabolic process
Cellular component (GO): membrane
Source: RefSeq, a predicted model, not a curated record